ACUCAGCCAUUGCGUCGCUGAAGCCGACGAGAGAAGCAUUUGAUGGCUCUUUGAUUGCUCUCAUAUGUGUGUGUUUGUCGUACAAUGAUACCGUAGCUAGCUAGUCUACCGUAGUCAUCCCAUCAUCCCAACCAACAAACAACGAAGAAGAAAAGCACCCACAAAGCGCAAUCUGCUACUCUACAACCAUGAGCCCUUCUUCCGGGAUGAAUUCGUUUGAACAAUCGUUCCUGGUUUUGCUGGAAGACGACUCGUUCCACAAUGUGAUCUUGGUGGGCAAUGACGACAUUGGAGUGUCGGCCAAUCGCAUGGCGCUUGCAGUACGGUGCGGCCAUUUCCAGAGGAUGUUCAUGGGAAACUUUCAAGAGUCUAACAAAGAAGAAGUCUACAUUGAAAAGUUUGCUGGAAAUGUGAUCAAGUCCAUUGUCCAGUAUCUGCAUACCAACAAGGCGGAGAUAUUGGAAUGUGUUCCACAACAACAACAUGACAAUAAGACUGAUGCCACUGCAGAUGAGGCUCAUCAGUUGGAGUGGUUGCAGGCGCUGGUGUCUCUUGCCAACGCAGCCAUCUAUUUUGACAUUCCAAGCCUCCAGGAAGCCACGCAACGGACACUACGAAAUUCUGCAAAGAGUCACCCACUCCUGGCAUUUGCGGCAUUGGAAUCGUAUGAGGGUCAACAACAAUCCGAUUUGGAGACAUUGGCCCUUUCCACCAUUCGAUCCAAUCCAGAGGACGUUUCAGCAUCAGCCGUCCGUUUUCUUUCUGCAUCGGCAUUGGAACGGAUUCUGCAAGGUUUGACGCCUCCUCCAAGUCCCAUCCACCACCACCAAAUUUGGGAGUUGAUUCAUGGGUGGGCUGGUGGCACCGACACGACAACCACUGAAAACAACCACGCAAAAGCCAAGCAAUUCGUGUCGGACUAUGUGGACCUCCCCCAGAUCCGACCUGAUGUUCUGUCCGCCAAGGUGGAGCCGUCGGGUUUGGCCGAUCACCAGCAACUGUACCAAGCCUACCGCGCACAAGCAUUGGCAACCACCCGGUUGGCAUGGAAACACGGGGAUAGUGACGAAUUUUGUCCCACGCCCAGUCACAAAAUGGCCAUUUUGGAUCAUCAUCGACCCAUUACCUCUGGCACCUACCAGUGGACGCUGGCAUUUUCAGAUGCCAAUUACGUCAUGGUGGGCAUUGUCGAUGCCUAUGCAUCUCCCAAUCUGGCCGAAGACUUUUCCGUGCAAAAGGGCACGUGGGGUUGUUACUUGAAGCAGACAUAUGCCAAUGGGCAAACCGGCUACAACGAUCAACUGGCCCGCAUUACGGGCAAUGCCAAGGUGACUGUGACUCUCAAUUUGGAUACUACUGCUACUCAUGCUGCUGGCAAGAAUAAUAAUAACGAUGGUGAAGAUGGAAGCCUCUCCAUUUCUGUGAAUGAUGGACCCACCAUUUUGAUGCUGAAUGGCUUGAGAAGUGCCGUGGCGACGGGUGCUGGGUUUCUCCCUGCAGUGGUGUUGAUGAGCAGCUGGAGCAAAGUCAAAGUAUUGAACAUGAACAAGUUGAAGUAAUAAUACGGUAGGAAGCAAAUAAAGCACUGUAAUAGGAGAGUAAUGUGGAAGACUAGUUCCUAUUACAUGCUACUUACUUAUUAGCAAGCAUGGUUGCAGACC
This is a messenger RNA of Seminavis robusta, 1661 nucleotides long. Lineage: Eukaryota; Bacillariophyta; Bacillariophyceae; Naviculales; Naviculaceae. The record is from the annotation of a GenBank genome assembly.